Messenger RNA from Colletotrichum acutatum, 2279 nucleotides. RefSeq names its product surfeit locus protein 6-domain-containing protein. Gene Ontology annotation, biological process: ribosomal large subunit biogenesis; ribosomal small subunit biogenesis. Lineage: Eukaryota; Fungi; Ascomycota; Sordariomycetes; Glomerellales; Glomerellaceae. The transcript is spliced from 3 exons. The coding region runs from base 216 to 1985 and encodes 589 amino acids. The record is from RefSeq and is a predicted model, not a curated record. Gene Ontology annotation, molecular function: RNA binding; DNA binding. Gene Ontology annotation, cellular component: nucleolus.
UUCGAACCGCCCGAAAAUUCGCAGCCAAUCCGCCCGCAACCGCCGCAGUAUCAAAGCUCUGUCUCUGUUCACCGAGUCUGCUUGCACCCGCCUAGCCGUUAAAUUUCGUCUGGCUCUGCAGCAGUCCAACCAACCUUUUGCGGCCAACACAUAGAAGGGCCUUUUUACUUCUUUCAAUAAGAAUUUCACAAGCCAAGAAACAGAACAAAGGGAAUAUGGCGGAAUCUACUUUGCAGGAUCGCCUGCGCGAGCACUCAAAGGCCUUUGAUGGUCUCUUGUCCCUGAUUCCGGCAAAGAUGUACUAUGGAGAAGACAACUCUGAACAAUGGAAGCGGACGAAGCAGACGAAAGCCGAAGCCAAAGCCGCAAAGACGGCCAAGCUGGACCCCGACAGCGAGCUGAACCGCAACGCAAAGGAGGUCAUGGACGAGAGGGCGGCGCGCAACAAGCGCAAGCUGGAGGCGAUGCAGGAGGAAGAGGACAAGGAGGACGAGGAGCCUAUUCCGGGCGUGCAGAGGGAGCUGCCCGGCCAGGGCCUGCGGAUGAACAAGGACUACAAGAAGCAGAAGACGGCCGACCUCCCGAUCGACACGAUUGACGACGCCAACCCUGCCGAGAUGUCGCAGAACCAGCUCAUGAGGAUGGCAAAGAAGGAGGCCAAGCUGGAGAAGCGCGCGACCAAGAAGGCGAAGAAGGCUGAGAAGAAGGCUGCUAAGCUCGAGGCUUCUGGUGGCGACGCCGCUGCCGCUGCGGAUGCUGAUGCUGAUGCUGAAGCGCCUGAGGCCAAGGAGUUUAGCAAGCCCGCCGCCACCAAGGCUGCAAAGUCCCCGGCGGCCGCCAAGAAGGAGUCUAGCAAGAAGCAACAGAAAAAGGCCGAGUCCAAGGACGCCAAGCCCGUCAGCAACGACCACGACAGGGACGUGGACAAGGACGAGGAUGAGGACGAGGAGUACGAGACCGUCGAUGAGUCCGACGACGAGGCCGAACCCGCGACAAAGUCAAAGUCCAAGUCCGCUGACCUCAACCCCCUCGACCUCUCCGGCCUCGCCCAACAACAAAAGGCCACAGAGUCCAGCGGCGCCUCGGCAUCGGCCUCGCCCACCUUUGACACCGCCGCCGCCACCGCGAGCACGACAACCUCAACGAGCUCCACAGUCCCGCCCUCCGAGAAGCCAAAGCACAUCAAACUCCCCGCCGACACCUCCGCCCUCCGCGCCCGCCUCGCAGCCCGCAUAGAAGCCCUCCGCGCCGCCCGCAAGGCAGACGGCCCCGACGGCAAACCGAUCCGCACCCGCCAGGAGCUCAUCGAGGCGCGCCGCUUCAAGCAGGCCCAGCGCAAGGAGCACAAGAAGGAGCUCCGCACAAAGGCCAAGCUCGAGGAGGACGCCCGGCGCGAGGAGACGCUCGCGUCAAACUCCCCCAGCGUCAUGUCGCCCCGCGUCGGCCUCGGCGGCGACGACGGCGACGAGCCCGCCAACUUUGCGUUCGGCCGCGUCGCCUUUGAAGACGGGACAAAGCUCUCGCACGACCUCUCCCACGCGCUCAACACGCACAAGAAGCGCGGACCCUCGGACCCUAAGACGGCGCUCAUUAAGAUCCAGAACCAAAAGAAGCGCCUCGCGGCCCUCGAUAAGGAGAAACAGGCCGACAUCGCUGAAAAGGAGCAGUGGCUCAUCGCCCGGAAACGCGCCGAGGGCGAGCGCGUGCGGGACGACGAGCAGGCGCUGAAGAGGGCGGUCAAGCGCAAGGAGCAGACCAAGAAGAAGAGCGAAAAGGCGUGGAAGGAGCGCAGCGACGGCGUGGCGAAGUCGAUUCGCGAGAAGCAGAAGAAGCGCGAGGAUAAUUUGAAGAAGCGCAAAGAUGAUAAGCUGGCGCAUAAGCUCGGUCGCAAGAGCGGGAAGAAGGUUGGCGGUGGCGGGGCGAAGAAGACCAAGGCGCGUCCUGGGUUUGAGGGGAGCUUUGGCGGUGGUAAGAAGAAGAAAUAAGUGUGAGGCAUAAGAAGACGAUCGUGAGGAAUUGGGCAGAGGUGUGAGAGCGGUUGGCGAUACAGGAGAUUAAUCGAUAUCCCCCCGGAGCAGUGGAGGCAGGACACAAGUUGUGUGUGUUCGAGCAAAACCGACCAGUGGUUUUUUUUGCAUCAUCACUAUGGAUGGAAAACGGCGUUUUGGGAACAAAAAGAGAACUACUGUACAUUGUUUUGUUUCUUCUUUUGCACAAAAAAAGGGGGACGGCGGCGUAGGAGGGAACCCAUGAAUACAUAUUUCAAUCGUUCUAGCCAU